AUGUUCUAUCAACCGGGAGUGACAGAGCACAAUCUUCCCCACGAUCCGUUCAAGAACAAAGAGGGCCAAGCCAAUCUGGCGCCCUACUCCCAAUUCUACAAUCUCACGUUCGACCCGCCGUACGUGAUGUUCUCGUCUAACCAGACGGUGGAGGGCACACGUAAGGAUACGGUGGUCAACGCGGAGCAGACCGGACGGUUCGUCUGGAACUUGGCCACGUGGGACCUUCGCGAGGCCGUCAAUAUCUCGGUGGAGCAAGUACCCUAUGGGGUAGACGAGUUUGAGCGUGCCAAGGUAACCAAGGAACCGGCAACUUUGAUGGAUGUCCCAAUGGUGCAGGAAUCACCGGUGAAAUUCGAGUGCGAAUAUCACUCCACCGUGCGGCUACCCGACAAUCCUCCGAUGGGCACCGUGGACGUGGUGAUCGGCAGGGUGAUCGCUGUGCAUAUCAAGGACGAAGUGCUGACGGGCGGGAUUCUGGAUAUCAAAAAGACCAAGCCGAUUGCGCGCUGUGCAUACUACCAGUACACGGUGGUGACAGAGAUCUUUGAAAUGGUGAUCCCCGGCAUGUCCGAGGACGUCCUAUACGGGUUAGAGGGGAGUUCGAAGCGCAAUCGUGAGGCCGAAACGCGGAACCUGUGA
Penicillium cinerascens is the source of this 642-nucleotide messenger RNA. RefSeq names its product flavin reductase family protein. The record is from RefSeq and is a predicted model, not a curated record. The transcript is spliced from 2 exons. Gene Ontology annotation, molecular function: FMN binding. NCBI's taxonomy places the organism in Eukaryota, Fungi, Ascomycota, Eurotiomycetes, Eurotiales, Aspergillaceae. Bases 1 to 642 code for a protein of 213 amino acids.